Molecule: messenger RNA, 3240 nt
Organism: Moesziomyces antarcticus
Lineage: Eukaryota; Fungi; Basidiomycota; Ustilaginomycetes; Ustilaginales; Ustilaginaceae
Exons: 6
Coding region: 1-3240 (1079 amino acids)
Source: RefSeq, a predicted model, not a curated record
AUGCGCCACCAUCACGCUCACUCUGGUUCGGCCAUCCGCCUCGUUGGCCAACAUCGUCGGGCCAUCCGAUGCUCACUCAGCGUGGCUCAGUUCGAAUCGCAGGCGCAAGCACCGCCUUGGCACGACGCCUGUCUCGUCGCCACAGGCGCGACCAGCCUCGAGGCCAGCUCGAGUCGGGCACGCCGCGAGUCUCGCGCAAGCAACGCUGCGCUGCCUACGACAAGGCUUGCGACAUGCCCGGGCUCGGCGGUGCUCAGCGAAAGACCGCCGCCGUCGACAUCCUCCCGCGCGACCGAUCCUUUAAAAGAGGUGGCCUCGCUCGAGGGUCCCUCUCGACGCUCUUCUCCCUUCGCCAUCGCUCUUCGCGACCUCGCCCCUCCCCUGCCCCCUCCUCGCCCGUACCAUUCUGCGGUCGACGAAGCUCGGCGUCCGAACCAUUCUGCGCUCGACCUUAGUCGACGUCAGCGCGCUCCCGCCGCGCCAGCGCCAUUCUCCGCUCAAUACGCCGUCGACACCGUUCGCUCCGUCGACACCGUUCUUCGCUCUCGCCGCAUCAACGCCAUUCCGCGCUCAUCCGCCGUCAGUCCGUUCUUCGCACGCGACGCUCACCCGCCGUCAGAACGGUCUUGCGCUCACGACGAUCCACCCCGUCAGAAUCGUUCUGCGCUCUCGGCCAUCUACCCCGUCAACGCCACUCUACGCUCGCAUCCUCGACAGCGCCUCUCUGCGCUCGCCUCUCCAAACUCGACAGCGCCACUCUGCGCUCGACCUUCGCCAACGCCAUUCUGCGCUCACGACGCUCACCCUCGUCAGAGCCGUUCUGCACUCUCGCUGCAUCAACGCGAUUCUGCGCUCGGUCCCGUGUCAGAACCGUUCUGCGCUAACGGCGCUCCUCCUCCGUCAGAGCCGUUCUGCGCUCACGACACUCUCACCCGUCAGAGCCGUUCUGCUCCCUCGUUGCACCAACGCCCUUCUGCGCUGAUCCCCACCCGACCGUCUCCCACCGCAUCGCUCACGCUCCCGCCAUGCCGAACUACCGAGCUCCGGUGGAGCAGACCGACUUUGACGCCGCCGCGGGAAGGGCAGUCGAGCGCGGCAACCUCAGCGGCCUUGCGCCUGGAAUCGAGAAGUACAACGAACGUUGCGCUCAACGCCUCCGCGAGUAUGGCCAGUGCUGGCUCGACUAUGCCAGACGGAGCGAUGAUUCGCUGCAACUUCGUCGAGUCCGACGCCGAGGUGGACGACUGGUUCUGGGCGACCAUCGUCGAGCUCCUGUGUUCCGCCCAAGAGGGCGAUCGCAGCAGGGCGGGCGCACAGACCGAGCUCGACGGACUGAUGGCCGCUUACUGCCGCGCCAAGCCGAACGCAGAAAUCUCGCCACAGCGCCGAAAGAAGUUCACGAUCUUGAUCGACACUCACCCGCAGAUUCUGCCGCCGAAGGGAUUCUGCGCGAACUGGGCGGACAUCGAACGAAUCAUCAAAGCUGGCGUCUUCGGCGACUACAUGCACGGCAAGUGGAAAUGCGCGAGGGAGCGGGUCCAGAUGGCGGCCCUCAUCCUUCUCCUCUUCGCCACUUCCUGCCGCCCGGGCGAGCUCGUCGUUGCUGGCGAGCACGACUCGUCGCAGUGCGCCAAGUGGAGCGACUGCAAGUUCGUGCUUCACAAGCCGGCUUUGCCGGCUGACCCCGUCGGUCUCAGCGUCGAGGUCACGAUUCGCCUGCUCAAGGGCAGGCGCAACGAUGCGACCCAGACGAAGCGUAUCCCUGUGGUGUCGGACCAUUCCUCGGCGCCCGCCCUCGACCCGACGCUUUACCUUUUUUGGAUGGCGAUCCAGGACGGCGUCUUUGAACGAGACUUUAAACUCGAGGACCUCGCCACCGCCGAUCUCUCUCGGCUCCCGGCGAACCGGACGACGUGGGAGCUGCGCACGAAUAAGGACGCCCUUGACAAGCCGAUCUUUCCGGCUUUCAAGUCGGUCUCGAAGCUCGCCUACGAAGCCGACUCGACUCGCGGCUGGACGGAAAAGGACGCCAACAAUCGUCUGUCUGCGUUUUGCGGUCCAGCUGGCCUUCCCGAUUUCACACUCUGCGAUGUGCGACACUUUUGCGCCAACGCUCUCAACGACCCCUUCGUGACAGACUCGGACUGGCUCCGCACGUGCGAGCACGAGGCCGGUCACCGAGUCUUCGUCGACGACUGUCAGCUCGAUCGCCUGGAGAUCGACGUGCUCGCACUCCUGCGCCGACAUUAUCAACGCUACGAGCUCAUCCGCGGCAGAGGCGUGCCCAAGACGCCCGACACGGACCUCAUCCGUCCAGACGAGCUCAACAUUGUCGACCAGGACGAAGCCGUGCUGAACGCGAUGGCUAGGGUCGCCGAGCUCAAGGACCGGCUUGUUCGCGAGACCGGUUCGUGCUACAGACGUCCCGCCGGGGAUCCGCUCUACGACGAGUAUUGUUCGGCUCAAAUGCAAACGCAGAGGGCUCGUGUCGCCGUCCGGGACCGCAUCCGAGCCGAGCGCGCGUCUGUCCUCGCAGAAGCCUUCGGCAUUGACGACAGCGACGACGACGACGAGGGCACGAAGCCCGACGUUCGAAAGCGCAAGCUUCGGCAGGAGUCCGCCGGACUGAGGUCUUCUCGCAUCGACUCGCCGUUCUGCGCUCCAAUCCUCUUUCGUGCCGCUCUGCAUUUGGCUCGCGCCGUCAAAGUCUACACACUCAACGACAUCCGCUUCCGCCUCAUCGCGGCUGCUAUCACGGCGCUCAUCAAAUUUUCCGCGAUCCGGGGUGUGACAGAUGAAGGCCGGCGACAGAUCUUGUUCCCCAGCAUCCGCUUAUCUCUGCACCACCAAUGCAAUCUUCUCCGGUCGAAGGUGCAAGGUAUCUUCGGCUGCUUAUCGUCGUCGUAUGACACCAUCUUCAACAUGAAGUUCACGCAGCCCAUCGUCAUUCUCGCCUCGCUGGCCUUCGCCGCCACUGCGCUUUGCGCACCCAUCUCCUCGGAAGCCACCCUCGCUCGACGAAGCGCCGAGAAGCCGAACCUGAUCGAUUCCAUCGGUGCUGCGGCCGAAGAUCUCGGUCUUCGUCGCGACAUCGUCCAAGAGCUCAGUGCAGCCGCAGAAGACCUCGGACUGCGCAGGAAUGUGAUCGACGAAGCAAACCAGGCGCUGGAGGACCUCGGACUGCGACGUCGUAAUGUGAUCGACGAGUUGAACAAGGCGCUGGAGGACCUGGGUCUCUAA